AUUUCAAUCAAAUACAAUAUGGCAACUGUCUGACAGACUUUCGAUAAAAAGUUACUCGAAAAAUGAUUAAAUUACAUAGUUUUUAGAAUUAAUUAUAGGAACAAUAACAACCUUAGUAUUAUGGAGACCGAACGGCCGGAGCACCAAGGCUCCGAUUUUCUUGGUAUGCCUCAACCGGGACAAAUCGCUUAUGCGAACAUCAGCAAUAGCAACAGCAAUUUCACCACCGGUGACAUUGUUAUCGAUUCCAGUAUGGCAUGGCUCUUAGGGUCAUUAUUCACAUCGAUGCUCUGGAUCACAUACAUCACAUUCUACAAUUCCCGGGUGGUCGGCUACUUUUGCACCAAAAUCAUCAAUCGAUUUUCGUCGAAAGGAGUCUGCUUCAAGAUCGGCUCGUUGACCAUCAAUCCGAUAGCUGGAAAGAUUAUGUUUCGUGACAUUGUGUUCGUGUGCUUCGACUAUUCGUUUCGAGUGUUGGACGGAUAUUUCAUAUUUCGCUGGUGGCGAACGUACGUUCCGAAAGAUGUGUCCGAAGAUCUAUCGCAUUCAGACACUCGACUGUCGGUCAUGUUGAAUGGAUUAGAGGUGCAUGUUUAUAACCGAUCGGAGAUGUACGCGAAGCUGGAACGAACAUUCGGACUGAAGCCAUCCAUCCUAGUACCGACUGAAAAUAUGACUGCCGAUGAGUGUGCGAAGCUGCGCGAAAUGGAACUGAAUUUAGAAAACGAGCGCAAGAACAGCUACUGCGGCAAAAAGAAAAAAGUCAAACCGGAGGCAAUGGCCGCAACAACUUGGAGAGACUUGAUUCCAGUCAUCAAAAUAGAUAUUUGUACCGGACGAUUUGUGUUCGGCAAUCGAUUAACGCCGACCACACUGUCAAUUUGCGUGGAAGAGGCUCAUUGUGUGUACAGUACCAAGCCGGCCGUUUCCCGUUUAGAUUGCUUUAUGCAUUUUAUAAAAGCAAAGGCCGACAAUGCCAAAAUAUUGCUUGCCCCAUCGCCGAAAUACACGGGCCUAGUUGACGAUCCACCCAGAUACAUGGGCGAGGGAUUCGUUGUUAUGAUGUCGAAUCUUGUCGAAUUGUACUUCUACAUGGAUGAGCCAGGUAUCGUACCGCAGGAGCCACAAGUGCAGACAUUGGCUAAUGGCGAUGUGGUCGAAGCUGCACCGCCCGUGUGGGGAAUCGAUCUGAAGUGUGGCAAAGGGACAGAUUUCAGUUAUGGUCCAUGGGCGAGUAGGCAACUAACCGAUCAUUUGUACAAAUUUUUCUUCCCACCGGAUUGGCAAACGAUGUUGGUGACGCAACCACCGCAGCCGGGUGAAAAACGCGAAUAUCAAUCGUUUGAGAUCAGUUUAAGCACGCUGAACGAGGCCACAAUUGAUGUGCUGUUCUCCAAGAAUAAGGAAACGAAUGCCAUGCAUGUUACCAUUGGACCAGGUUCGUAUUUGGAGGUGACCAUGCCGUGGAUAACACUUCAGGACGGUUAUUCGACGAAAGUGUCCGGUCAGUUGUUGCAUGUCGAGGCCACAACAAGUCUGCAAUACCGCAGUCUUGCCAAAUGCGAAACGUUAGAAUUUAAAGUGAGAGUUCACUAUCCCAUCCGUUGGAACGAUCACCAGGAAUGGAAUAUCAAUUUGACUGGCUGCAAAGCCACCGCCUACAUAGUCUACGCUCAUAAACAGUUCUUUCAAGAUCUCGUCGAAGAUUGGGGAUCGAAGGCCAGACCGGACAUCCUAAGCUUCGUGCCGUACACAUGGAAAUUCGGAAUUUUACUCAAAGAAUUCGAGAUACUGACAUUGUGCAACGAAUUCAAUUGGAUUGACUGUUCCAGUACGAAUCAGGAGAACAAUCAUUUGGCCUUCUGCGGGGAUUUGUUUGACCUCAGCUUUGCCCUACCGUUCGAUGACUUCUUGCCACAAACGGUGCCGUUACGGUUUUGGAUUCAUGGCGAAGGUCUGGAUCUGAGUUUAUAUUUACCGGAAAUCGCUACAACGCGUCCGGUUGUCCUGGCGAUGGAUGAAAAUUUACGAAUUUUGACACGCGACGGACAGGUGAAGAAACGCAGUGAAAUGGUGUCGAAGAAAUGGCGAAAGGAUUGUCAACGAAGUCAAGGCUGGAUAGAUUGCUGGAGCGUUCCCAUCGUUGCAUUGUCGAUUCAAUACACUUACCAUCCAAUGCCGCCGUUGGGUCCAGAUCCCCAAGCUGACAUAACAACACCCGAGAAGGAAGAACUUCUUUUGUCCCCGAUGCGAAUUCCGAUUCCUAAGAUAAAAUCGCCGGCCAUCAAAUGGAAUCAGUCCGACGGUCAACAGUUCGAUCCAUCAACGCUCCCGCCCGACAAAGUUAGCGUUGACAUUGAAAUCGGCUCAUCGAUUCUGUUGGCGUACGGCACAGUAUUACGAAACUUCAUCAAUUUGAAGGAGAACAUUUUCGGCGAAGAUCAGGCAUUCACCGACAUGGGAACGUCGAACACGAAAAGCAACGUGAACAGUAUGACCCAACUGCAAACGAAAAUACAAAAUUUAUCAGCCAAAGAAGAAACUGCCAAAUCCAUUUCGGAGGUGAGUCUGACCACCGAAGAGAAACCGAAGAUUCCGUUCGAUCCUCGACUGUACCGUCCGUUGGAAGUGAUUGUGUCGCUGACGAUACACGAUAUUCAAGCGCAUUUAGUUAAGAAUUGCAAUGAAAACGAUCCACCAUGUCCAGUCGUACUCAUCGAGCGGUUGGGAUUCGAGAUGAAGAAACGAUUUUUCGAAACCGAGCUGCAGAUACUGGUCAGUCCUUCAUUUCUAAUAUCAUCCGACAAUGUUGUACGUCCGAAUAAAGACAAGCAUCUGAAACAAGGCCAUCUGCUGCUGAGUGCAGUACAGGUUCGAGGCCACGCAAUGUUCAGCAAUGACGGAAGGUCAUUGGAUGAAGAAACGCUAGAGUACGCUUGGAUGUUGGAGGUACAACUGGGCAAGUUGUCUGGCAAGAUUACCAUUCCUCAGCUGUGUCACGUAGUGACCGGUCUGGAAACGUUAUUGACGCUAGCAAUUGAUGCCGAGAACGAAUUACGACCACCGAAACCGUUACGCUACUGUCACCAUGGCGUGCCAUCACAUUUAUGUUCCCAUUCGAAGGAUGAAAUGAAGUACAGAUGUCCAUCGUCGGAAGAUAUAAAAUAUCGCAUGACCAGAGUGGCAAUCGAUGCCAUCGAUUUGUACUUGAUCGAAAGUGGCACUGCUCUGCAUACGUGGGUCUCACCGAUUCGUGUUUCCACCUGCAAUCUGCAUGGACAAAAAGUCAAGUCGGGAGUAACGUGUCUGGUGUCCACGGUGUUAUUGCGACAUUUUAUUUCGACUAGCGGUCAUUUUACUCCGGGCAGUGGCACCGCCGUCAAUUCGUACAGCAACACCAAUACGACGGGCAGUGGACGAUCGGCCAAAUUGCAGCAUCAGAACUCGAAAUCCGACGAGAAAAAGGAGGAUUUGAAUGUGCUCUUCAAGCGGGACGACGGUAAUGCCAUCAAAUUCAAACGAGAGUCGGACUACGGAACGUAUCGACGUGGUUCCAAAGACAAGGAUGAUGUGCACAAUUUCCGUCGGUCGCGAGAAAGUGACUUCCAUCAUCGACGCGAUGACAUCUAUUCGUCCAUCUAUUCGUCGAAUCGUGAGAAAAAUCGGGAAAUUGAUACCGAACCAUGGCUGGAAGUGGGAUGUGUUUCACUCGGCCCAAUUAUUGUGGAAUCAGCUUCGGCAUUACCGAUACCUGAGCACUGUCUGCACUUGGUGCAGCAUAAUUACUUGAAAACGCAUGACAAACGAGCCAAGCGUUUAUGGUUCCUUUGGUCCGCGGAGGGAACUCGUUGCGGUUGUACUGGCGGCUCCGCUUUUUUCGGCAGCAAUAACAAUGGACCAAAAUUUUUCAAACCGUCCGCUCAGGAUGUCCAAGACGGCAUCAACAUUGCACGCUAUCAAAUUCACAGUCAUUCCAAGGAAUACGGAUUCGGUCAGAGUCUACUACAUGAAGGGCAGCUCGUAUUUCACACACCGCCAUACAGUUUGCAACCAGUUUCGUUACAGGAAGGCCAUGAAAGCUUUGGCAAGGCGAACAUACGAAUUUCCAAGCCAGAUAUCGAACAGAAAUCUCCACUUUCUCACCACAAACAUUUUGACCAGUCACCGAAACCCAGAGAUAAUGGGUCUCCCAGCACGCUGGACAGGAAAAAUAGACGAUUCUCGUAUGCUAAUUCAAGGCAAAACAUAUCCACAACCGCAAAUGAAGUGCCUUACGCUCGAUUAUUGGAUAGUCCUUCACGUGUGGGCAAGGGUAAAGAUCAACUUGAUGCAAAGGUAUCACCGACCCCAUCGAUGAAACACGAUUAUGGCUCAUCGACGCCGAAAGCACUGAGAAUUCCUGCUCCAAAAACCAGCUCGUCAGACUCAAAAUUGACUGUUGACUAUUUCCAAGGCAGUGAACAUUCAUUACAAUUGCCGGAGGAAAUGUCUCACUCAGCUCCGCAACCACACCCCCUAGAAUCCGAUUCAGAGUCAUCACUCAGUCCGAAGAUUAUGUCGGAAGAAGAAAUAACGCGGGAGGUUCAGCGGACAAUCUCAUUAACAUCGGAAAACCCGUCCGAGGCAUUUUUCUCAGCCGACGAGGAUCUACAUACAUCUAGAAGUUCUAGUUUACGUACAACCACCGAUCGAUUACCUAACAUACCAAAGAAACGAUUUGCGUCGGAUUUGAGCAUUGGGGCACAGGCAGCGCUAGACGGUAAAUUGUCGUCUCAUCGCAGUGACUACGAAAUCCACUCCCCCGAACACCGUAGCAUUCCGAAACGUCCGCAGAGUACAGCUGAGUUGAAUGAGGAUGAUCGACGAAUUCAUGGUCUUGCUACUCCGUUACGGAAAAUGUGUAGCAUUUCACCAAGACCAGAGUUCAGACAUUUUAAGCCAAUUUAUGCUGAAUCCCAAGAAUCAUCCUCCGGAUCACCAUCACUAUCGUCCAAUUCGUUCAUAUCAGCGAUGUCAUCACAAGAAGACAUAACAUUAGUUAAUCUGCAUAUGCAAGUCAACAAGCCGAUAGUCGACUCACCGUUGUUGAUGGCCUCUUAUGUGACCCAUCUAGCACAGUUACGUUGUGCUAAUUGGUCACAUUGCUGUAUGCCAUUCGGAGCUGAUGCAUUUUCCACGCCAUUGUUUCAACAAAAUGAUGAUGGUGGAUUGGUUUACAUUGGCUCAAAGCUGGUGCCACACUUUGAUACGUAUUCCAAUUGGCGAGAAGUUCGUAUUGUUUCGAGAUCGGACUCCAACGGAUCCGGUAGUAGUUCAUCAAUCGGUCUGAGCACUGUUCCAAAGUCACAUCCAUGGGAUCCGAGCGUUAUGUUACGGCACUCAGACAACGUCAAAGAUGAAGUUGACAACGAAUUCAUGAGCACUCAAAGUGAUACGGCAACACGAAAUUCUGUGAUAAUUCGAUUGAAAGGUCAUGUAGAAGUUAUGCUCACACCAUUGCUGCUUGAGGGAUUACAAAGAAUGAUUGAAAUAAUCGUGCCGACAUUUGCGACAAUGCAUCCAUUAACCGUUGUCAAUUACCUACACUCGUCAUGCAUCAGUAAAGUGGAAGCUGCAAAUAUUUUGAAACGCGAUCAGUCACUCAGUUAUUGGUCUCAGGUGCAUUCCAAUUCGAAGCGUUCAACAGCUGAACGUAAUUUACAAGGACCGGGUGGUGGGGCUAUAUUGACUGAUGUCUAUGAAGAAAGUCUGUCGACACAAAUUCAAGGAAUGGUUGUGAUUCAACGGAUUAAUGUUUCGUUGAUACAAAGUUCAGUUGUCGAGGAAGUGAUCUCAUUUGCUGCUUUGGAUAAUGUUCAGGAUUUAAGUUGUGCGUCGCUGUUGGCGGUCAGUUUUGAAGGUAUCACAUCCAAGUUCCAUUUGGGAAAGACUACGAAAGCAUCGAUGCAUACAGUUUACACACAGCCGACCGUUCGAUCAAGUGGUUUGAAAAAAGGUCGAAUAAUGAAGGGAACGCGUGCGCUUCUAUCACACUUGUCAUCGCAAUCGAGAGCCGACAAUAUACCUGGCGAGCCCAUUCUGAUUGAAACAUCAGAAAAGCAACAAGAAGAACUUGUUAUCACGCUUGACAUUGCAAAAACCCAUUCGCAGCUUCGUCGUUUGAAGAAUGAGGGAUGUGCACAGCAGGACUCGCAAAUAAUUGUGACUGCCAUUCCUGCCAAUAAGACUCGGGCUAUGUUUGAAUGUAUUAAGUUUCCGGAACCGGGAAUGGAUGCAACGACAUUGGGCUAUGUCAUGUUCGAAUGUGGCCUUGAGGGAAUCAGCACGAAAAUAGUCAAAAGGUCACAAUUUGAGAAAUCCGAAAAUGCUGGCAGCAACACCAUAAAAACAACCCACGAGACCGACAUAUCGAAUAUUGAUAUCAGUCAAUUGACCGUCCAUAAUGAAGCUGGGGUUUCAGCAUUUGAAACUAGUAGCGUGACUAAAGUCAACGAAACGACAUCAAGAUUCUCCGUCAAGAAACCAAGUACCCCAAAACCGUUAACUCCAAGGGAAAAGUUACAGUCCAGCUCGAGUAAAGAAGCCAAAGAUAAAGACACUCACAGUAAAGGUAACACUUGCGUUCGUUUAGUUCAGUCCACAAUUUCUUUGCUUUUUGACGAUUGGUUUUCAGAAAACAAAAUUAAAUUUACCCUCAAACCGACCGAUCAAGACGACAAGGAUGUUAAGGAUGCUGGUGGUAGUACAACCAACACGGCCAAUCCACCACCAUCUGGAACCGCUUCAAACAACGGCGUUGUUGCCGUAUCGAACAACAACGGCCGCGUUUCGUCGUGUGUAAUUGAACUGAAAACAGUUUGGUUCAAUUUUGCUGCACCACCCAGAGCUCCGAUAACCCGAAAAAUCGAUUUCACUCGCUUGGACUGGAAUCUUCUUAGCACUGCAUCGCCAGCCAUUACUGCAUGGAUGAAUCCGAGCAAUCGUUUCGCAAUCAAAUUGGUUGCUAUGAGGAAGACAUGGCAUUUACGGCGAACAGCCGUUGCUGCUUGUUUGAUGGCCGAUGGUUUGGAAGUGCAGGGAAUUCAAAAGCAUGUGAAGAGUCGUUACUCUGGCAAGUUUACGCCGCUUGCCAAAACGUUACAAGAAGAUCCUAGUUGUCAGCUGUGUACGAUGAUGCAGAAACUGGUAAUCCAGGAAACGGCCGGCAGUAUUGAGAGUGUACUGAAACAACAAGAUCUGCCUGCAUUGACGACACUGCGACAGGGCGUCAUUGUUUUGAGCAGACAGUGGAAGAAUAUGCUGUACAAUCCGAUGUUGUUUGAACAUCAAUACAAGAACAAGUUAAAUCGUCCAAUCAAUGUCCAAUUUGCGGUUCAAGUUGACGAGGACGAUGAUGAUGCUGAUCCGGAUACAUUUAAUGUCACUGCAGUUGAAAAUCAUCCGUUGAUAAACGAUUGUGAACAAAGUGAGCGUACAAUGUUGUUAGGAAAUGGGGCACCUGCGUAUGACGUAAUAAAGUUGCCCGAGAAUCCCGUCGACCAUUUGAUGGACUCGAAAUUGAGUUAUUCGAACAACACAUCACCAAUGCUGAGCUCGAUUCGGUCAAGAAAGAAACCGAGGGCACCGCCAGCCCAUUCGUCCCGAUCAAGCAUUCAAAUGUUUCCAAUAAUUUCCGGAUUGGUUGAAAAACAAAACCUAGGAAUCGAAUAUGGUGCACUGCAAGAUGGAUCGAUACCAUCCUACUACAGCUCAACGAAUUCAUUGAACAAAAACUGGUCGCCACCUCCAAACUCUGGCGGCAAUCAGGAAUACAAGGAAGAUCUGUACUCGUGGAUGGCCAAAGCUCAUAGUCAAACACAAAAAGAAUCGAAGCACGAAAGUCAUGCCCAUGGCGAAAUGAAGCGUCCCAUCUCACCGCCACGUCCCACCGUCAAUGGCAUCAUGCAGGAAUCUGUUCGCCUAUUGGAUGCUCACUUGAUAUUCGAGCCAAUUCUAACUUGUCUCGGUGUCAUGCCCAAUAAUAUAUCGAAUUCAGACGUAUCAUCGUUGGAUAGUUUAGGAACGAAUUUAUCUUUAGUCGGAUCAUUUGAUGUGAUGCGAAUUGAUAUAGUGGUUAGUGAAGGCUGUGAAAAGAAAUUGAAAACUCGAACCGGUCGGAAGGGCAAUGGAAAAUUUUCGUUAACAAUGCCCGAAGAGACACCGGCAUUUUUGUGCGAACGAGUUGGUGUUGAAUUAGAAGUUAUGAAAAUGACUGAUGGCUUUCCGGAGGAUGCAAAACCCAAUGUCCCCUAUCUAUCCCGGGGACAGUUGAAGAAGCACAUCAGCACAGUCGUUAAUUUUAGUUUGAAUAUUAGAUACAUAUCGCAACAGGUCAAUAUGCCGCUGCUUCGCUUGUUGCAUCAGAUAACCAAUAUGUACCAGAAUGUAAAGGAAGCCCAGAAUGAAUUACGCGAACAGCCCGGCAACAACAAACGCAUUGUGCCGCUGAAAGAUGAGUCCAGCCUUGCGUCAGAAGUGAACGAUCCGACUCUAAUCGGAUCCAUACCCGAUGCAGCUAAUCUCGACGAGCAGUACGAUAAAUUCAAUGAAUCUUAUCAAAUUGGUCAUUCGGUGAGUCGGACAAGAAUGCCCACACUCGGACCACUCAUUCCAUUAACGCCGUCGCCGAGCGCACGCAAUCGGCCUCAAAGUUUUGCUCAAAAAUUGAAAUCAACAAGCAAAUCAGUUAAAGGCAAAUUGGGCUACACCAAUUUAACGGAAACUGUAUCGACACCCAUCAAGAAGAGUCCAUCCUCGUCCACAUUUGAACAUCCAAUUCAAUUACAGAAAAGCUCGUCGGAUCAUAAAAAUUCCAUCACCGGCGUUUCGAGUCUGUAUGAUUACGGCGGUCACCGAACGUCACUGUCGAAUAUCACAACGACAGUAGUGGUCAGAAAUGCACCAGCCUCUUGUUGGAAAACCAUGUACCACUUGCUCGAUUUGUAUGCUACGAUGCCUGAAACAAAAACGGUGUCUCAACGAAUAUCUGCUUCACCGGAAGCUGUCGAGAAAAACGUAAAGAAGCAAUUAAUUGGCCAAAAUGAUGGUAAAAUACCAAGAAAUCGCGAAGAGGACGACGAAUCUACACCGAUUCCACCCGCUGAUGUGAUAGCUCCAGAGAGGAGUAGACUGGUUGUGUUCGGUGUGGCUAAAAUCCAGAAGACCCGGUUGUUAGCUACACUAAGUGGACUGAAGUUGGAAGCGGAAAUCGGAUCUUUGCAUAGCAGUGCAACGUGGAGAAAAAAGUCCAAAGCAGCGCUGGAAGCCUCUCAUACUGGCCAAGUUGGUCGGGCUAUGAUCGUACUACUGGAAGGAGUGGCUCCAAGUCAACAAACUGUUGUCAAAGUAACCGUCGGAAAGAGCCAGACAUUGUACUCCAGUGCCUCUCGACGCGGAAAAGACAAAAACAGUGGCCUUUUAUCGAUCGGUCCAGUCAUGGUUGAUAUUCCUCAACACCCGGUGGCACUUCACGGAAUGAUGACUCGCAGUUCAAAGCAGUUGUCUUCAACUCUACAGGAGCUUCGCACACGAUCAUCGGCUCGCCUGUCGCGUCAAACGGAAGAGCCCGACUCUCCACUCAAUGUGAAACAUACCGCAUCGCAUUCACAAAAAGUACCGCCAUAUCCAUCCAAAUCAGCAGCCAGCCAUCCAUUCCUAUUACAACCGCUUGUCAUACAAUUUAACAUUCUGUUACAAAGUCUAUCGGUCACUGCAGCAUUGUUGCCAUCACUGCAAGCCCAAUACAAAAUGGAUCAUGUGAGUUCCGCUGGCGUGAGCGGAAACAAAGCGAAAUUCACCAUCGAUUUGCCGAAUCAUUUAUUGAGUUUCACUACAAAAGUGCACGGAAGUGAAGCGAAUAAUUUACCAUCGGAAGCGUGUAUCGCUUUGCCAGAGAUUCACGUCAGUGCCGAAUACAUUCCAGAAAAUGCACCACAGGACAUUCCAAUCGACGGUGUAGUUUUACGACAAGGCGGCUAUGUGGCUGCUUCGGCUGAGAUCGGUGACUUUGAACGGUGUUUGACGACGGAUUUGUUGAAUCAUUUAGUGUUUGUGCAGAAGGUCUUCAUGCGGGAGGUGAAUGAAGUCGUGCAAAAAGUUUACGGCGGUGAAAAACCGGUUCCAAUUUGGCUAGACGACAAUGACGAGAAUGGAGGCUCAUCAAUCAAAAGGAUUCUAUUUUCACUGAACAUUCGUGUCAAGCGCAUCCAACUAACAGCAACAACGCCCUGUUCAUCGGCCGUUCGUUUCGAGACCGGCCAGCUGGAAUUGCAUCUGUCGAAUCGCGUAAAGAAUAUAGCUGAAGGUGCCAACACAAAGUUGUUCGGCAAAGCACAAAUUGAUUUCAAUCUGUCGUUGGGUCAGAUCAUCAAAAAUGUUAUGUUCGAUGAAGCCGAACCGGAGUUCCAGCAAUAUGCGUUCUUUAACACAACCAUUGGAUUGCGGAAUGCAUUCCAAGACGAAAUGUUGAACGAUGACAAGGAACUGGUGCUGAUAACGCUGAAACGGCCACUGAUUUACAUACAGCCGGUUGCCGUUGAUAAAGCGAUACUCGUGUGGUUGAACUAUAAAAACGCGUACGAGUAUUGGGCCGAGAAGAGAGCCAAUUUGAACAAGGAAGUCCUUACGGCGACACAACAAGUCUUCCAGAAAAUGCCAUUCGGACAGUUUAGUCAACACCUGGGCGCCAACAAUUUGUCAACACUGUUUUUACAACUGACCGUGGAAGAUAUGGGAAUCUGUCUGCCACUUAAUCCAUUGCCAUUGUCGUCAUGGCCGUCACGUUCGUAUCAAGAUUUCGAACCUAGAGGCGCUGUUGUCAUUACACUGGAAAAUACCAUAAUUUCCGCCUGCAAUUCUGGUUCGCUGGUAUCGACCGGAAAGUUUUUCGGACUUUGUCUGAGAUUCGCCGAUGAUUUCGAGACAACGUUGGAUGAUUGGAAACCGAGCUCGAAUGAUGCAAGCAUCAAUCUUUGCAUCGUAUCAGAGGGAACGUAUGAAGUUUGCUCAAGAACUAUUGCGGCUAAACAUCUCGAAAACGCCAAAUGGAUUCUAAAUGUUAAAUGGCAGAUGGAAGGCGUUGAUAUUCACUUGGACGUUAAUGUUGGCAAGUAUCUAUCAGCUCUUGGACAUACACUGACUACUCUUUCCGGUUUCGAAGAAGAUGAAACAACUGUGAUCGAGAGUCCGGACAGUGAUGAGGGUGAUCAGGUGGAUGAAUCACUGAAAGAAACCGUACAGAAAAAGCGAAAGACUCUGGAAAAUCUACCCGCAUUCCUAUUCGAUCCGACAUUGGACUCGAAGAAGCGCUCACUGAUGAUGGAAACAGAAAUGAACGAGCAGCUGAAAAUUAUAAACGAUCUAAGGACAUUGGGUGCUUCACGGGCCACUGUCGGUACGGAAGAGAGACGCCUACAAGAACUACAAGCACUGUGUUAUCGUUACUUCCGGCGAGAUAUGAUUCAGAAAUGGAAACGGCCGAUGCGGCGAUCAAUGUUAAAAUCGACUCAUCGCUCGCAAUCGUUCGUUGUUCAAUCACCCGAUCGUGAUGAUGUUGAUGCUGAAAUUGGAACGUUGGACACGAUUUUCGCUACUGAAAGUGAACUGGGAAGUGCUCAUAGUUCGCCCAAAUCUGGCCCGUCGCGAAGUGCUUCGUUGAAAAUUCGCGGUAAUCAAACACAACGCGUUGCAUUUUCCGAUACGAUGCGACAGUCGUCUUUACCGAGCGCUGAUUCCGAAACGGGCGGUGGAGGCUUUCCAAUUAGCGAUUGGAGAGAGGAGGCUGAGUAUUCCGAUCUUCAAAUUCUUGAAGUUGAUGGUGAACAGGUUGAACUUCGGAAAAAGAGUCCCAAUCAUCCGCAGAAGCAAGAGCCGAACAUAGACUUUGAAUUGGACAUUAAGGUGCUCGUUAAUUCCGGAAAAUGCGUUCUACACACAAAGGAUCUCAACGACGAAAAGCUCAAUGUAACGACUGGAGUGAAACAACACAAACGAGAACGAAGCAUUGGAACCGAUUUUGGAUCACCGAUACCGUCACGUCGAAACAAAGACAGAACUCGUCUUCGAUACAAUGCCAUGAAUGCUGUCCUGGUCGAUUUAACCAUUUUUCACAUCCCUGGUCUGGACGUCAAGCUUCAUUAUGAUUCGAGAACAAUCUCGGACGACUCAUCUCCUAGGUUGAGUACAUGCGAAUCAUUUACCGGCACCAAUGCUGUCAAACGUUUGGGUUCGAAGAGAGCAUCACUUUUCGCUGCAGUGACAUUGCAAAGUGUUCCGGAAGAGACAAUCAUUUCGCCACACAUAUUGGAGUUCCUCGAGCAAACACUCGAACCGAUUCCAUUCAAAUCCGAAAUUUCCACCAAUCCCGUCAACAUUGACUUGCUGCAGGAAAACUACGUUCAAUACGCUUCGUUUCCAGUCGAUGUUAUCGUCUAUUUCCACAUGCAACCGUCGACCUUCCGUUUCAGUUGCUUACCAGUUUCCCGUGUAGAAUGUAUGCUUCAAUUACCAUCGCUGGACAUAGUUUUCAGUUCGAAGCGGCAAGACGACGACCGAUUUGUUGAUUCGGAUAAAACGGCAUCGGGCGGACUGAGUGUCACAGGUUGUUUGGCCGAUUUCAACGUAUACAUUUUCCAUCCUUACGGUGGAAAGAAGACCGGAUUCAAAGAAGCUCAAUUCUCCCCGUUGGCAGACAGCGAAAGAAAGGAUUCGCUCAGCAUAAACGUUGAGUUUGUUAAGUUUCAUUUGACUCGGUCGCGCAAGAUGAACUUCGAACACCAUGGUAGCUUCAAGAAACCUGGCGAACAAUCUCGGGCUGUCAUUCGAUUCUCAACAAUCGUUGACAUUGGAAGUGCCUCAUUCAAAUAUGAUAUGCGACGUUUGACUGAAAUCUUAGCCUUUCCGAAGGCAUGGUACCGUCGGCGUAUUGUCAGACGUCUGUUUUUGGGAGAUUUAAGUGUUCCACAGCCUAGUAGUGGCGACAUUGAUGGAUCAAAAAGUUCUGCUGCAGACAAAUCCAAUGAGAAAGAUGCAAAGAAAACGUCUUUGCUGAGCGGAAACCGUGAAAAAUUACGACUGAGCUUUGAGAAUGAUGUGCCCAGCCAUGCAAAACUGAAAGACACAACCAAUUCAUCUAGCUUCGAUUCGAACGCUUCGCCUUCCGAUUUGAAUCAGAAAAUUGCCUGGGAAACAUUGGUUCUGUUUGCGUUCAAUUUCACCAAAUUGAAUGUGCAGAUGAACAUGGGCAACGUCAUGGGAAAUGUGAUCUGGUUGACAAAGGCUUUUCGAAGCGAUGGACGCUUGAGUAUCGGCAGCACUGGUCACAAGAAUAUGCGAAUCGGUGUCGGCUUGGGCGGAUCAGCAUUGGAUGCAAAAGGUGGAAUUGUUGGCGGUACAUUCGAAUUGAACAAAAUCGACACAUUCGUUCACAUCAGAGAAGAGCCGGGCGUUGAGCCACAUCACACAGUUGGCAUUAAAUUGUUGGCGCUUGAGCUCCGGUUAGACUACAUGGGAACCAGUGUGUUGAUGACCCGAAUCAGUGCGCUCAAUGCCACAUUGCGCGACGAAUGGAAGUGUUCGAAAGAUGCACCGAACAGGGCUGGUGGUACGAUCAUUUUGAUUCACGGCGAUUUGAGUUGGGAUCAACUGCAAAUUAUGAUUUCCAAGUCAACGACCGCAGACCUUCUGAAGAUGUUCUACAAACUGGAAGAAUUUUUCUCGCAGCAAUUCAAGUCGUCCAAAAGAGUGUUCUCCAGUUUGGAGCCACGACUGGGACAGAAUAACCGCCGUUCGAACAGUAUGUCGAAAAAGCUGAAGAAACUCAGUUCUGUUAACGGUCCAGAUUAUCAAUCGUCGGCGAGAGACAGCUGUCUGCAAGACGCUAAACACCAUCGUCACUGGCAGAAACCGUUAAAUCAAGCAAUGGGCUUGAUUCUGUCCACGAUAUCUACACCGUUACCGAAAUCUGGCACCGUGCUGGGUGGGACAAUGGAGUUGCAUGGACUGAACAUAUCACUGGCCUGCUUCCAUGGAGUUAACUUCAAAGCAAAAUCAUGGGCUCUAUUCAGUCUACGUGAUCCAUGCAUCAAUUUUGCCACCGAAGCUCAGCUCGUGAAUACGUCACAGGAAGUGCAUGUAGUACAGACACUAACGUUCGGCCUAGGUAUGAAUACAACCGCAACAACACAACAGAAUCACUCUAUGGCAACAGUUUGUCGAAUGACACGCACGAUCAUCUUCCCGCCGCAGUUCAAGACGCUGCAUGAAUGGUUCCACUAUGCGUUCGCCAACAGUGAGAUUGACGGCGUUGAUCGGUUUCCGGUUCUGGAGCGUAAGGAACCGAACACCAAUUCCAUUGAACGGGUCAGGGCACAACUGUCGUCUGGACCGAAUAACAUAAAGCUGCAAGACCACAACCACAACCGAGAGGUCGUCUUUGCGUUGCCUAGCUUACGGCUUCAUUUUAAAACCGAACACAUUCAAGGACCUAAUACACCGGAGUCAACAGAAGAGAAGCCGGUGGUCAAGUGCAGCUUCAUCACCGAAUUCGAAGAUCACAUAUUUGUCACUGUCGAUGCGGAUGCGUUUUUCUUCCUUCACGAUUUGAUUUCGUCCUACAUCAAGGAAAAGGAUCGUGUGCUUGGAACCCAGAAUGUCCGAUCAGCAUCACCAAACCCAUCCGGUAUGAAUCCGAACGAUAAACCAUCCACCGCCGACCCGGCAUUCCAUAAGAAUGUCAAUUCGAGCACCGAAAAUCUGCAAUCAAAAAUGAAUUCGAAGACAAUGACCGACAAGCUGGACAAAAUGGAUAUUGAUGCGUUUCUGCGGGAGAAAGAUUGGCGUCGGUUCGAUUGCACGACGUGGCACUUGGAACCGACCGUGCGACUACUGUCAUGGGCUGGAAAAUCAAUUGAACCGUACGGCAUCGAUUACAUAUUGAACAAACUCGGCUUCAGUCACGCGCGAACAACGAUACCGAAGUGGCUGCAACGUGGCUUUCUGGAUGGAAUGGAUAAAUUGGAAGCUCUUUUGAUCAUUCAGUUGUUGUCAUUAGUUAAAGACGAUCGAAGUUCGGUGGCUAAUGAGAAAUAAACUGGAGACCGGACGCUAGUCACAAUGUAGAGAAUACAGGGAGGGCUGUGCGCAGAGCGUAUUUUGUAUGUUUGCUUGUAUCUUAUGUUUUGCGAAUGGAAACGUUGUCGGUGAGAAUAGUUUUGUCAACGUUUUGUCACUAUGAUUCCAAUAAACAAAAUUAUUUAUUUGAGUUUUAA
Messenger RNA from Bradysia coprophila, 15305 nucleotides. It is a transcript of the gene tweek, whose product is annotated as transmembrane protein KIAA1109 homolog tweek. Lineage: Eukaryota; Metazoa; Arthropoda; Insecta; Diptera; Sciaridae. Gene Ontology annotation, biological process: synaptic vesicle endocytosis. The record is from RefSeq and is a predicted model, not a curated record.